AUGGUCCGAAUAAGUCAUGCUGCAUCGUAUUUCAUGCCAUUGUUCUGCUCAUCGCAGCCAUAUGUGGUAUUGGUGGCUUGUAUAACGACGACAGGAAUCUUUGUGGCUUUUUAUAUGAGUUCUUAUCUGUUGGCGAAACAGUAUGAUGAUCCGGGAUUGUUUAAACCGGUGGCCCAGGACUACUUUCGAACUUCGUUGUUAGGUGUAUUCUCUCCGAUCCUUUAUUAUUUUGUCAAGACUUUUCUGUUCAAUGUCAAUAGACGUUAUUUGAUUCUGAAUUUACUGAUAGAUUUCCCAUUAAAUGACUGGUUCAUUUUGUUUAUUAUUGUAUGUUUGGCGUACCCACAGCAAGAGCAAACUAGCCCUGGAGAAUCAUAUAAUUUGUGGCAUAUUAUACCGAGACAGUCCUAUAUUUUUGGGCUUGCAUGGGCCCUUGGAGAGUUUAUCAUUUGCGUUACUGGUAACCUCUUCAAUUACCAGGAAUUAGAUACCAAUCCCGGAGAACCUCUACAGCCGGAUUCUGAUGUAAGGGAUAACAUCACAUUGGCGAAAUGCGUUGGGUUGAGAAGUAUUUCCUCCACUAUUUCUCAGAAUGUUUACUGUGCAGAUUAUGGGUCUAUAAGAAAGCCUGUUGAUGAUACUGUCGUGAUAGAUCCAACAGACAACUCUAUGAGGAUGACCUCUGCAGAUGACGAUGAGGAACAACUAAAAGAUGCGAACGAUUGGAGAGCUACGGAUGCUCAAUUGAUUUCGAGAACUUUCGCCCCAAUCAAGACGAAAAAGGAGUUAUUCAUUGAAGUAUCAUUACUCUUUCUAGUUCUCACAAGCAAUAUACUCCUAACCAUUGGUGAAUCCCUCAUUUUCUGCAUCUUCUUCAUCUAUAUGCCCCACCAUGAGGAGUUGUUCACUAAAGUGGUCAAUUAUUUCGGCAACAAGAGUCUCAGGUUCUUCUUAUUCACAGUACUUAUACCAUUCACAACCGCGAACCUACUUGUAAACACCAUGAUUUACCUGUGGAAUGACAUAGACGAAUGGUUUAACCAUUCGCCGGAGACUUCUCCCAACCCAGUAGCCGACGACUAUACCAAUUUCUACGAGUCGGACCUUUCAUUACAAAGAUCAGCAAACUCCUUCGCGGAAGAAAACCAACCAACGCUCAUGUUGAUGUCUUCACCAUCAGAAUUACACUACUACAAUAAUAACACCGGUUCUGAGAAUUACGAUACAGAUUCCUUGAAAAUACUGGUCAUCGCCAAGGAUGUUAUCAACGCUUGGCGAUCUGCCGCAAGAAAAGACUCCUUUGUGCUAUCCAUAAUGUUUAUCUGGGGGGUUACAGUGUUUUUAACAGGUUUAAUCAGCACAGUACUAGGAUAA
Molecule: messenger RNA, 1374 nt
Organism: Torulaspora delbrueckii
Lineage: Eukaryota; Fungi; Ascomycota; Saccharomycetes; Saccharomycetales; Saccharomycetaceae
Gene: AIT1
Product: Ait1p
Exons: 1
Coding region: 1-1374 (457 amino acids)
Source: RefSeq, a predicted model, not a curated record